AUGUUUCUCGCAUAUGUCCCGCCAGUCUACUCACGACCUGUGACGAUGCAGGGCAAAGUCGCUGAGUUGCGCCUCGAGCUCAACAGCGGCGGCAAAAAGGACAAGAACUUCGUGCAGAAAAAGGUCGCCCUCAAGAAGAUUGUCGCCAACAUGACCAUGAGCAACAACGAAAUGGUGUCACUGUUUCCCGACAUUAUCGGCUGCAUGCACAUCCAGAGUCUAGAGAUCAAGAAGAUGUGCUUCCUUUUCUUGGUCAACUACUCAAGGAUGAAGCCCGAGAUUGCAGUAAAAGCAAUCCCGGUGCUCGAGCAGGAUAUGGAAGACUCAAACCCCUUGGUCAGGGCUCUCGCUCUUCGGACAAUGUCUUAUGUCCAUGUCAAAGAAUUCGUCCAGGCCACAUUCCCUCUGGUCAAGCGCUUACUCAAGGAUAACGACCCCUACGUACGAAAAACGGCCGCUUUCUGUGUGGCGAAGCUCUAUGACCACGACAAGCAGAUGGUUGAGAAGUCGGACCUGAUUGAGCGUUUGAAUCAGUUACUCCGGGACGACAAUCCGACAGUGGUAGCCAGCGCCCUGGCUGGCUUGAUGGACAUCUGGGAGCGUAGCGACAACAUCAAGCUCACGAUUGAUUACAGCAAUGCGUCAAAAAUGGUUGCCAUCCUGCCUGAUUGUUCCGAGUGGGGCCAAACAUAUAUCCUUGAAGCCCUCAUGUCCUACGUACCACAGGAGUCUGGCGAGGCGACUCUGCUUGCAGAGCGGAUUGCCCCGCGGCUUUCUCAUUCCAAUUCCGCGGUCGUACUGACAUGCAUUCGUGUCAUUCUGUACCUCAUGAACUACAUCGCCAACGAGAAACAAAUUUCAGCCUUGUGUCGGAAGUUGUCACCACCUCUGGUGACACUACUUGCAAAGGGUCCAGAGGUGCAAUAUCUGGCUCUCCGUAAUGCACUUCUUAUCCUGCAGAGAAGGCCCGACGUUCUCCGAAACGACAUCCGCGUCUUCUUCUGCAAGUACAACGACCCUAUCUACGUCAAGGUGACGAAACUCGAGCUCAUCUUCAUGCUCGCCAACGAAAAGAACAUCGACGAGGUUUUGACUGAGCUGCGAGAAUACGCCACCGAGGUCGACGUCCAUUUUGUACGGAAAGCGGUUCGCGCCAUUGGCAAGCUGGCCAUUAAGAUUGAGCCGGCUGCGCGAAGGUGCAUCAACCUGUUGCUGGAACUGGUCGCCACAAAGGUGCCAUAUAUUGUCCAGGAAGCAACCGUGGUAAUACGGAACAUUUUCCGCAAGUACCCCAACCAGUACGAGUCGAUCAUCGGAACGCUGUGUGAGCACCUGGACUCUCUAGACGAGCCAGAGGCCAAGGCGGCCAUGGUAUGGGUCAUUGGGCAGUACGCGGACCGUAUCGAGAACAGUGAUGUCCUUCUUGAGGACUUCCUGUACUCUUUCGCCGAGGAGCCCGUCGAGGUCCAGCUGGCACUGCUGACGGCCACCGUCAAGCUCUUCAUUCAAAGGCCCACAAAGGGUCAAGACCUCGUGCCCAAGGUGCUCAAAUGGGCUACGGAGGAAACUGAUAACCCUGAUCUGCGCGACAGAGCAUACAUGUACUGGCGUCUGCUCAGUUCCGACAUCAACGUGGCCAAGCAGAUCGUCAUGGGCGACAAGCCGCCAAUCACAGCCGAGUCCGAAAAGCUCGACCCUCAGACCCUCGAAGAGAUGUGUCUGAGCGUCGGCACUCUCGCAACCAUCUACCUCAAGCCCGUGCAGACUGUGUUCCGCUCUGCGCGGCCCCGAAAGCUCGCGGACUCGCCUGCGCUCCAGAAACACCUCCUCCCAACGUCGCAGAACCUGCCGAGUUUCGAAAACGCCAAGAGUCUCAGCAUGCUCGGCAUGGGCGGCCAGCCGGCCGUCAUCCGGCCCGGGCAGAACAACGGAGGCAACAUGAAUGACGCGGUCAAUGAUGCCGACGCCUAUUUUGCGGGCAUCGGCAGCCAGCAGAUGGCCGCCAUGGGAAUCCAUAACCACGGCGACACAUUCGGAGACAACAACGGCACCGAGGCCGGAUAUGUGGUCAACCAGUACAAUCCGCAGCAAGUGUAUCAGCCUGCGCAGGGGGUGGGGAGCAAUGGUGACUUGCUGAUGCUGUAA
Molecule: messenger RNA, 2145 nt
Organism: Microdochium trichocladiopsis
Lineage: Eukaryota; Fungi; Ascomycota; Sordariomycetes; Xylariales; Microdochiaceae
Product: adaptin N terminal region-domain-containing protein
Exons: 4
Coding region: 1-2145 (714 amino acids)
Biological process (GO): vesicle-mediated transport; intracellular protein transport
Cellular component (GO): membrane coat
Molecular function (GO): clathrin binding
Source: RefSeq, a predicted model, not a curated record